AUGGCAAACUUAUAUACAGCUCAACAAAACGUUGCUUCUAAUAAUGAUAUGACUGAUGCAUAUGAACUUGGUUCGGCCAUGGCUCGUGAACAAUUAUCAUCUGAAGAUAAAAAACUUCUCGAUGAAAUGGAACAUGAUACAGUAAUUGUUGUACCUGGUACGUAUGAUCAUAUACAUCAAGUAUUAACAAGCUUAAAAAUUCCAUUUAAAACUGUACAUCAACAUGAAUUAUUAACUUAUCCAUUGCGUCCAGAAGACCAAACAGUUUAUGUUAAUUGUGCUAGUUCAUUUCCAGCUGAUGUUGCUCAUCGUUUACGUAAAUUUGUUGAUGAUGGUGGUCAAUUAAUUACGACAGACUGGGCUUUAAAAAAUGUUCUUGAAGUUGCAUUUGGUGAAUUUGUUCGACAUAAUGGUCAAAUGACUGGUGAUGAAGUUGUGGGAAUACAAGUCAAUGAUCCAACAAAUCCAAUUGUAGCUGGAUUUUUACCAGCUGCAAAACAUGUUGAUCCACAAUGGUGGCUUGAAUCAUCAUCAUAUCCAAUAGAAAUUGUUGAUCAACAACGUGUACGUGUUUUAAUUAAAUCAAAUGAAUUAAAUAAAAAAUAUAAUUCAUAUGCUGUACUUAUUACAUUUGAUUGUGGUAAAGGCAAUGUUAUACAUAUGAUAUCACAUUUUUAUUUACAACGUUCAGAAACACGUGAUGCAAGACAUAAGAUGUCAUCAGAACAAUUUGCUGUUGAUAUGAAUGCAUCGGAAGAAAUUAAGUCUAAAGCGAAAAAAAUGACAAAUUUAAAUUAUGCACAAGUGCAAUCAUCAGCAACAUCAUCAGCAUUUAUUUAUAAUCAAUUAGCUAAUAGACUUAAGAAGAAUUGA
Rotaria sp. Silwood1 is the source of this 873-nucleotide messenger RNA. Lineage: Eukaryota; Metazoa; Rotifera; Eurotatoria; Philodinida; Philodinidae. The record is from the annotation of a GenBank genome assembly.